AUGCCACCAAUCUUUAACCGACUUCGAACCGCUCUUUCUCAUCGAAAGAAAAAUUUAUCCUUCCCCAUCGGAGCAAAAGAGUCCAUAUGGAAACGACUUCCCGACUGUGUUCUUGUCAGACUGGCCUCGUUAUGUGAGCUAGAUGAUAUUGUAUCACUGGCAUUGACAUGUCGUUUCUUGCAUCGACAAAUCUUUAAAAAUGAACUGGCUAUAUCACAUUCGUAUCUGGAUCUUCAUCGGCGAUCAGACUGCGAUGCAAAUCAUUCGCCAGGCGACGAUUUAACCUUCAUAUCGGAGCUAUUCCCGCCAUCCCCACCUCACUACGCGAUUGGGGACGAUCAUCAUGAUGCAGAUUAUUCUUUUGCAUACUUGAUUGAUCUGAAAAGGUGUUGGACAACCUGCAUUCAACUUUCUUAUUACCUGGCCGAUCACACCGUUCGGCAUCAUCUCGACACGGACCCUAUCGCUCAACCGCUUUGGACCUCUUCAAAGACAGAGAAAGAAGUUGUCUACAGUAGAGCCGUAGCGACGCUUCAUGCAAAACUUCUUUAUCCAAUGGCGCACGUCAUCUUCUUUCUCGAGUCUUGUGCAGCAGAUGACUCAGGUCCAGACUCAUCGGUCCAACAUGCCAACCUGUUCAAGCCAAUUGAAUAUCAAGAAUCAAUCUUACAAACAUGGCCUUUCACAAAUACUCAGAUUCUUCUUUCGAGUCAGCACUGCUUGGAACUGCUCUGCAAAACUGUGCGUCGGCUCAUGCAUCCCGAAUUCACCCAUACAUCUUCGGAAAGUUGGGUCAGUCUGCUUCUGAUGACAUCGACGUUGGAACGAAUACUUGAAUUCUUCGUCGCAGUUGCGCACGAUGAAGAUAAACGAGAGUCUCCUCCCCAUGCCUCGCACCGGUCCCGUCGUAGAGAGUUCAUGUGGCAGAUGCGCGAGGAUUUAGGCCAGUAUGUGGCAAGUUCAAGCUCAGGUCCCAACAAAAUCACCAAUGAUUGUCUCGGUCUGGAUAAAGUUUGGUUUGAGGCCUGUCAUCAGGAAAUGCUGCGGCGAGGGGCCGUCCCACAUGAAGCUGAGGAGCUUGCUCCGGUUAUUCAUGGAUCAGUUGUCAAGUUCCACUGUAAAUACUGCUAUGUCUAA
Molecule: messenger RNA, 1137 nt
Organism: Penicillium verhagenii
Lineage: Eukaryota; Fungi; Ascomycota; Eurotiomycetes; Eurotiales; Aspergillaceae
Product: F-box protein
Exons: 2
Coding region: 1-1137 (378 amino acids)
Source: RefSeq, a predicted model, not a curated record